UUUAAAAUAGCUGAAAUUUUGCAAAGAAAUUUCUUCUUAUAAUAACUACCAUGAUAAGAAUCUGAGAUGCAAAGUAAAUCCACAAUUUAUAAAAAGGUUAAUUUUAUAAAUACUUAACGAAUAUAAUCCUCAAAAUGACGAAAAAUAUUUCCUUCAGCUCUCGGUCUAAAAAACGACCACUCAAAUGCAUCGUUCAAUACACGUUGUUUAUGCGUAACCAUAGCAACGUUCACUAGUCUUUUGCAUGUUGUGUGCUGUUAUUGUAAUGGAUUAAAAUAAUUUUUGAUGAAACCUUAAACUCGGAUCGAUAAAAGCACUGUAAUUUAACCGGAUCACGCGAUAUGGCCGAGACGAAGACUAAACAUUCUACUAAAAAUGCUGAAUCUGAUGAAAGUGACAGCCUUGAAGCGGCUGACAGCUCCUGCGAGCAAAUAGGCCAUGGAAUAUUAAAAACAGCCCCCAUUGCAAUAAACAGAGAUGAAUAUUUACAAGCCUACAGAGAUCUGUCGUUUGAUCGCUAUCAGUUACAGCUGAAGAAUAACUUGCUUCAUAGACGGCUUGCUGAAUAUUAUAAAAAACGAAAGCUAGAUCAUGUUUUAAAACCUCUAGAAGGAGCAGUAGACUUAGAAGAGAAGUACCAACAAACUCUAUUUAGUUAUGAAGAGUUGAAAGAAAAAGAAGAAAGAGAAAUGCUUGAUAUAAAAUCAAAACUACAAGCAGUGCAAGUGCAAUACGGUGAUAAAUUAGAACAUGCUGAAAAAAGUUUUAAUACUCUGCAGCAUUUGGAAAAAACUACAGGCACAGGUCUUAUUUAUUCUAAGAAGGGAAAACCCAUUGCUGAAAAGACGGUGGAGAGGUUUUUGACGCUACAAAGACGCAAAAGUGAGCAAGCUUCUGCUCUCUGCUUGCGAUACAUCAGAUGUAGGAAUGCUGUUGCCGAGUUAGAAAGUUAUGUUCGAAAAUUGGAGACCCUUGGUCCAGGAUUAUAUGUGGCGCAGUAUGAACAGCUUCACAUUGAUCAUCAGAACUUUAUGACUAAAAUUGAAGAACGCGAAGAUGAACUGAUAAAGAACCGCGCGAAAUGCACGGAACAUAAUCAAAUGCUAGCUCACAUAAGAGAGAAGAUGCACCACACGGACGAAGUGAUUGACUUCGCUGAGUGCGAUCUCGGGGACGCUGAAAUUGAGUUCUUGAGAGCUAGAGAGGAUUUAGGGCAAGUGAAGAGUCGCCGCGACAAACUGCGCUGGUCGCUGCAAGGGGAGCGAAUGAAAACUGGCCUACUGACGAGAAAGGACCUUUUGCGUGACUAUCAAAACGCUACGGACGAGGUUGGAAAACUUAGAGAACGAAAAGACGAACUGCAGAAUCAAGUAAUGGAAAUCACGAGGCAAGUCAGAGCCGCGCGAAAACGUAUGUUAAUUCAUCACACGGCCAGUGAACACACAGAUCACAAGGAGACUGCAGUUGACACCACCAAUUAAAUAGCAAAGGAACUUAUAUUAACGAAAAAGAAAAGUUUAUUUCAGACCCGUUAUUACAAAACGAAAAUCUAGUAGGUAUCCAAUAUUUAACAUUACACACACGAAAAUUGCUGUCUAGUUCAGUGUAAGAUUAGAGAUCUUAUAGAUGACAUACUACCUAAUAAACUGUAUUGCUGCCUGAUGUAAGCGUAUAAAUAUUUGAUCGCUAUCCAUCCAUAUUUCUUGUGAGAAUUUCUUCCUGUAGUUUUUCGGUUACAAAACAUUCAACCGACAACGCUCGUAGAAAGAUGUUCAAACGAUGCUUAUAAUUAUUAUAGCUCCACACAUUGUUGUAAUACUGACGAUGCAAAAUUGAGAGUAAUUGACUUAAAAUAAAUUAUUGUUAAAUU
Molecule: messenger RNA, 1870 nt
Organism: Colias croceus (clouded yellow)
Lineage: Eukaryota; Metazoa; Arthropoda; Insecta; Lepidoptera; Pieridae
Exons: 9
Coding region: 342-1481 (379 amino acids)
Biological process (GO): cilium assembly
Cellular component (GO): axoneme; ciliary basal body
Source: RefSeq, a predicted model, not a curated record